AUGGACCUCCCGACAGAAAGGUCGCAGCGUGUCCAUCAUGAGUGGUCGCUGCGAUAUGUCGGCCUGCUAUUUAUCAUUGCUUUUCUUCGUACGAUGGCCUACGUUGAAGUAUUCCUGACCGACAAAUUGCGUCCGAAAGUGAAGGAUGAUGUCAAAGUCACCAAGAUUUGGUUCCCCUCUCGAGAGAAGGGCCGGUAUAUUAAGGCAUUUAUCUACGAGCCAGUUAGCAUGCCAACAGGUCCAAGGCCUGUAAAUAUAAAUGUCCAUGGAUCAGGUUUUUGCUCCGCUGCCUUCUUUGGCAACUCGCGUUGGUUCAACUAUUGUGUAGCUUCCAAGCUGCAAUGCUAUGUUAUUGAUACGGACUACCGCAAGGCCCCAGAGCACCCUUGCCCCUUACCUGUUCGGGACAUCGAAGAUGCUGUUCAAUGGGUACUCCAGCAUCCGGAAAAGUUUGACGUGGAUCGCAUUUCGAUGACGGGUUUCAGCGCAGGUGGGAACCUAGCCUUAUCCGCCGCUAGUGCUUUUGGACCCGAGAAAAUCAAGGCCUUAGUGUCCUACUAUGCGCCUUUGGAUGGAUCUGCUGCAGGCGCACCUGUUGGUGACGCCAACGGUCAUCCUCCAAAGAGUCCAUUCCGCAGCGGCGUCAUCCUGGACUCGUUCGUCUUCUCUGUUUUCUAUGCCGCUUACGUUCCUCCUCAAUGCGAUCCAGGUCACCCUAACCUCUCCGUUAUCAACAUUCCACUCGAAAAGCUUCCGGAUCAUCUGUUUCUGAUUACAGGCGACGCCGACUCUUUGGCCACUGAGUCCAUCCGGUUCUAUGAUAACAUCAUGGAGAAUGGUUCCCGGGACCAGAAAUACCACAGCCGGCUCCUGAUUGUGCCGAAUGAAGCGCAUGCAUUUGAUGAACAACCCAAGCAUCCCGAGUCGGUGCAUUGGCGUGACAAGGCAUACCAGCAGUCCGUGGACGUGAUUCGCUCUGCAUGGUACCCGGAUGACGGGGAGCCUAGCAACCCACCUGUCGCCAAGCCUGCUCCGAAGGCAAUCAUUUCUUUCGUUACGCAACAGUCCGCUGGGGCAAAGGACUCCUCCAAGCCUGCGCCAGCGAUUCGUGCGUAG
Messenger RNA from Malassezia restricta, 1116 nucleotides. Its product is annotated as alpha/beta-hydrolase. Gene Ontology annotation, molecular function: hydrolase activity. The coding region runs from base 1 to 1116 and encodes 371 amino acids. NCBI's taxonomy places the organism in Eukaryota, Fungi, Basidiomycota, Malasseziomycetes, Malasseziales, Malasseziaceae. The transcript has a single exon. The record is from RefSeq and is a predicted model, not a curated record.